Molecule: messenger RNA, 3785 nt
Organism: Priapulus caudatus
Lineage: Eukaryota; Metazoa; Priapulida; Priapulimorpha; Priapulimorphida; Priapulidae
Product: Fanconi anemia group D2 protein homolog
Exons: 32
Coding region: 10-3774 (1254 amino acids)
Biological process (GO): mitotic intra-S DNA damage checkpoint signaling; homologous chromosome pairing at meiosis; interstrand cross-link repair
Cellular component (GO): nucleus; condensed chromosome
Molecular function (GO): DNA polymerase binding
Source: RefSeq, a predicted model, not a curated record
AGAGGAGGAAUGCAGGAUAGUCUAAUAAAACUACUGCUGGGAAUCGACAUGUUACAGCUGCGCCUAGCGAAACUGCUGCUGCAGAAGCUAGUGUUGUACGAGGAGGCGGCCGAGCAGAUGUUUGAAGUUGGUAGCCCUGUCAAUGUUCCACGGCUGAUCAUGAACCAGUUCUGUUGGCUCGACCACAUCGUUGAUAGCAAGAAGCUGUGUCAUGAAGUGUUGGAGAUGUUGGCGGCCAUGUCUACGCUGGAGGUCAGACGUGAGGUCAUCGCGUGCAUUCCAGAUAUGGUGGAGGACGAUGAGCACACUAUGAUGUCACAGAAGCUGAGUGAGAUUCUUCUUGUAGACAGCGAGUUGACUGUUCCCAUCCUUGAUGCUCUCUCUAACCUGCAUCUUAAACCCGAACUACUGGAUGAGGUGCGAGCGCGCGUACUGGGGACGAUGGCCAGCGUGCGGCUGGACGACCUUGCUGUAGUCGUGCGCUUCAUUCUGCAGGGAGUCGCGUGCGAGCGGCCGGAGAAAGCCCUCACUGUGGUUGCCGAGCUGAGAGAGCAGUUGGACUUUGAAACCAUCUUCUCUACGUCAGUUUCCUCCACUCCCGAGAAGGAGAUGUUGGCCAAGGACCAAGCAGAGAGGGGGUCUGAAUUCCUCAUCUUGGAUGCGAUCAAAUCGUCUGUGCGAUUCCAGAAGUCGGUCGGUGAUGCAUGGUUUAAGGCGAUUGAAAAUGUUUCCACGGCAGCCAAUCACAAGAUCAUCGAUCUGCUUGUGCUGCUCAUGCUGCACGCGACGACGACGCGGGGCAAGGCGGUCGAGGGCCUCUUCCGCAGCAAGAUCCGACGUGGACACUUCACGGAGCUGCUGCUGCAGUCAACGUUCGCAGCCCACGCCUCGGUUGUCAGGGAGUAUGUUCACUCGGUGCUUGCUGUUGCUGAGGUGCUGCUGCGGUCGGCUGAACCGCUUAUCAGCUACUUCGCCUGCUCCAUGUACACGCAAGCAUUCCUGAACUUUGAUGCAUACUGCCAGCAGGAGAUUGUGAGUUCCCUCGUCACACACAUCGGCAGCGGCUAUGCGAGCGAGGUCGACGCAUCCCUCGACAUUCUUCGUGACCUUGUUGAAAAAAACCUGCAAAGGAUUGUCAAAUUCUCGAUGUUUGUCACGGGUCUCCUCGACUACCUGGACAAUCUAUCGCUGCCUCAGAUCAGGAAGCUGUACUGGGUGCUGAGCGCGCUGGCGUUGCGCGGGCCACGCGAGUCGCAGGCGGCUAACGACCUGCUGAUAGUCGUGCGCAAGCAGCUGUCGAGCGGCGAGCACAAGUACAAGCGCAUGGGUGUGAUGGGAGCUCUCAUGGUCGUCGGCAACCUCGCUCGAAGCAGCUCGUUAGAUCAGACGCUCUCGCAGACGGCCCCGGAGACGCACGUACCACCCGAUCGCAUGAGGAUGCUGCAGUCACUCCUGGCAACAGGUGCGCGCAGCUGCAGCUCUGACGCGCCGGCUUCUUUGAGCAUGUACGAAGACGAGGGGGUCACCCCAGGUGUGACACGAGGGGCGGUCGAGCGUAUGCCGAGGGUCACGGGCGACGGAGGGGUCACCAAGACAAUAAAUGGUCUACCGCUGUCGCUGGAGUUGAGGUAUGGAAUAGAGGAGGAGCCAUCGCAGACGGAGGAGGACACGCCGAGCAUCGCGCUCAACCUGCUACCACUGCUGUGUACCGGCGCGGGACAGACAACAUCGCGAGGGGGCAGCGAGAAAGCCCGGCAGUCGCUCCUGUGUCUGUGCCCACAGUUCCGGCUGCUGCAAAUCUGUGAGAAGUCUGUCAGUGGCAACCUAGACAUGAUUGACGCCCUUCUAGUGUGCCCUCUCUAUCUGACGUCGGACAAUGAGUUGGAGGUUGACAACUUCAGAAUGCUUAGUUCAGAGGACAAGCAACUAGUCUGUACAGCUCUCUUCUACGCUGCCAACUUCUUCCGAGAGGUCGUGCGGAAGAGCAAGGUUGAGAAGGAUGUUCAGGCAUCGGGUAGCAAGCAGACCAAGGCUGAUGACACGCAGGUUGUCGUGGACUCGAGUCCCGAUGACAGCAACCCCAGCGCGCCUGACAAGCAGGAUGACAAGCCUAAGGUAGCAGGCAGCGUUGAGAUGGACCAGUACAGGCAGUACCUUCGUGAGAUGGAUCUCGAUGUGUUGACAUUACUCAAACAUAGACUUGUGGCUGGUGAAGGCACUGAUGAGGACAGGAGAGCGCAUGCGAGAAAAUUCGCUUGGCGGAGGCCAGCAGAGCUUAACUUCCUUGUCAAAGACCUGGUUCAGAAGCUUGACCAUGUUCUUCUGUCAUCCAGCUCCCAGCAUAGAGUCUUCCUCAAGACAGCGAAAAAGUUUGGCUUCGGACAUCUGGAUCAGCUUUCAGCGUCGGACGUUGCCACGGCGACCGUGGGCUUGCUGCCUGCUCUCUGCUCCCAUGUGGAAUUCAUCAGCGCACACUUCCAGGAUAUAAUAGCGAGGAAUGAUGGAAUUGUGGAUGGACCGGGCAUGGACACAACGGAGUCGAAGACAAUGCUGGAAAUUCUCAAUAGCAUCAUGCAUGCCUUCACAGCUGUCAUAAACUGGAAUGGGUUUCUGAGGACGGAAAAUCAGACUCUACUGCGAGAAGCACUCGCCGUGUUCUCUUCGAGGGUCGACUUCACCGAGACAACACAGAGGGCGCCACUGCAGGAUCUGCGCAGACGCUCAUUCAGCUACUUCGAGGCGUUGGCUGACUCGGCGCUUGACCUGCAGGCGGCGGUGACCUUGACGAAGCUGCUCACAGGCUUCACGCGCGACAACGAGCGUGGCGGGAUGCUGAGCGAGCGCAGCGGGAUGCUGAGCGAGAGGCUCGUGACGCUGGCGCGCGGCUUCCUCUGCCGGGAGUGGGUCGGCGGCAACGGUCAGCGGGAACACGGCGCGCGCUGCAAUGACAACAUCCGCCUGCUGCUGCUCGUCUACCUCGAGCACACGGGCGACCGGUUGUCUGCGAUCGAGGGCAUCACUACAGAGGGCGUUAGUGAGCUGCUGGAGGAGGAGAGCGACGGAUGCUCUGGUCGCUGGCCGACGCUCAGCCGCGCGUCUUUCCCCGUCUACUACCGCAUCAUGAUGGCCGAGGUCGUGCGCAACGCACGCCGCGCGGCGACCGCCAACGAAGAGAGCGUGGAGGAGCAGCUGAUACAGUGGAGCAUGUCCGUCCGCAUCCUACAUGUCCUUAUCAGCUUCAUCAAAGCCUUUGACAGCAGACCGAACCUGGCUACUGCUCUAAAGUACGGUAGGCAGUUUGUCGAGGUGUUCCUGAGGCAGGCUAUGCCCCUGCUUCACAGGACGUUCCGCUCGCACACUGCCGACGUACAGACCAUCCUGAAGAAGUUACAGCUGAGCACACGCUUCAUGCAACACAUGUGUAGCCAUUCCAAGGUCAUGAAGGACGUAUCGUUGACCAAUCACGUUCCGCCGCUGAAGAAAUGCCUCGAGACGCUCAUCUACAGGGUGAAAGCACUGCUCUUCUACAACAAGUGUACGGAUGCAUUCUGGCUGGGCAACCUCAAGAACAGAGACCUGCAGGGGGAGGAGAUCUUAUCUCAGGUUUCCAUGACAACAGAAGCUGAGACAGAGGACAUGGAUGUGACCGAGUUAGCUAGCGACGAUGACAGUGAAGUGGAGUUGGAAGAUGUGGAAGCGGGAAAGCCGAACGGGAAAAAGCGGGAGAGACAGAGUGAUGACGACGACAGCGACUCCUGCAGUGAAACCUACUAAGGCCACAAUUA